UACAACUAUGAACAUUGGAAUCAGUGUGGCUGAAGAUCAAACCACAAAGUGAAAAGCUUAUUGAAUUUCUCCUUUUUCCCGUCUCUAAAAUACAUUUUUUAUUCCGUCACUACCCAAAUCAUAUGAACGUUCAUAAUUCAAUUCCAUUCAAUACUAACUGACCCACAAAAUUCACUUCCUUCAACCCUUUUCUUGUAGGAUUGGACUUAGCGAGGAAUUUGGGCGGCAAAUAAUCCUAUACUCAAUACCCUUAUGCUCCCUCGCGACGGCUCAAUCGUCUCUUACCUACUUCGAAUUCAUCGCCUUCAAAUUAACCCUUCAAUCGUUCGUCAUUCUCGUAUUUCCCAGAGCUUAAUCCCUUCAAUUUCGUGUCAUUCUCUGUCUUCCCCUUCUUUUUUCAACGAAGAUCAAAAGCCCCAUUGAAAUGGGGAAGAAGCGAGUGAUGGUACCGGUUGAGAAACUCGAUUUAUCGGCGGUCAAAUACGAGAAAGAGGUCAUUCAAGCUCCUCAUUUGGCUGGGUUUCUCUUCAAGCUUUUUGUUGGGAUCCUUGAAAUGCCGGUUAUUGGUUCUUUUGUGGUCUCCAUGUUGAAGAAGCAGAAUAAAAUAGAGGAGCUGUUGUUGAAUACAGUGAUACCAGAGGCACCUAUGUUUAAGCCCGAAUUUCCUCCUCAAGAAGAAGAGCCUGUUAUAUCAACCCUCGAUGAAGAUGGGAAACCUGAAGACCGAGUAGACAAAGCUUUGAAGUGUCUUCCACAUUAUGAUCCCAUUGAUCGUGUUAAGAGUGACCCAUCUUCACCAUUCAGAUAUUGGAAAAUUCGUGACUAUGCACAUGCGUAUCGGUCAAGGCAUACGACCCCUUCCAUGGUCGCGGAACACAUAAUUUCAAUUAUACAGGAGUUCAAUCACAGAAAACCAGCAGCACCUUUAUUGAUUUCUUUUGAUCCUGAGGAAGUCAUGAAGCAAGCAGCUACUUCUACACAGAGGUUUGAGGAAGGGAAUCCAUUGUCUAUCUUGGAUGGGAUAUUUAUAGCAAUCAAGGAUGAUAUAGACUGUUACCCACAUCCAACUAAAGGUGCAUCGACAUGGAUGCAUGAGGUCCGCUCUGUGGAAAAGGAUGCAGAUUCUGUUUCGAGGUUACGUAGAUGUGGUGUAAUAUUUGUAGGGAAAGCAAAUAUGCACGAGUUGGGUAUGGGUACAACUGGAAAUAAUCCAAAUUAUGGAACAACAAGAAAUCCUCAUGCACCUGAUAGGUACACAGGUGGGUCAUCCUCAGGUCCUGCAGCCAUUGUUGCUUCUGGUAUUUGUUCUGCUGCACUUGGAACAGAUGGUGGAGGUUCGGUUCGUAUUCCUUCCUCCCUUUGUGGUGUCGUGGGCUUAAAAACAACGUAUGGCAGGACGAGUAUUAAAGGUUCACUAUGUGAUAGUGGGACUGUCGAGAUUAUUGGACCGAUAGCGUCGUCGGUGGAAGAUAUCAUGCUAGUGUAUGCAGCAAUUUUGGGCUCCACCCCUGAGGAUAAAAUCAGCUUGAAACCAGCGCCGCCUUGCUUGCCAAUUCUAUCAUCACAUGAUAAUUUGAAUAUUUUGGGAUCACUACGACUGGGAAAGUACUCACCGUGGUUUAAUGACGUUUUCUCGACUGAUAUCUCCGAAAAGAGUGAGGACAUUCUUGAAUUGUUGAUGAAAACUCAUGGUUGCGAAAUUGUAGAAGUUGUUGUGCCUGAGCUGCUUGAAAUGCGCACUGCUCAUCUUGUUUCCAUUGGGUCUGAAUUUCUUGCUUCAAUGAAUCCUGAUUGUGAAGAUGGGAAAGGUAAAAGAUUGACUUACGACAGUCGUACCAGUUCAGCACUAUUUCGGUCGUUUACCGCAUCAGAUUAUGUCGCUGCGCAGUGUCUUAGGCGGAGAAUAAUGCAUCAUCACAUGGAAAUAUUCAAGAAGGUCGAUGUAAUCGUGACGCCUACAACUGGCAUGACUGCACCACUUAUACCUCCCAGUGCUCAUAAAUAUGGCGAGACAGACAUGCCGGUUACAGGUUACCUCAUGCGGUUUAUCAUCGCGGCCAAUCUUAUCGGACUCCCCGCCAUAUCUGUCCCAAUCGGUUAUGAUAAACAAGGCCUCCCCAUAGGCUUGCAACUGAUUGGUCGUCCAUGGGGUGAAGCUACAAUAUUACGUUUGGCUUCUGCAAUAGAGGAAUUAUGCGGAAAUCCGAAGAGGCCGAUGUCGUUUUAUGAUGUUCUAAAAUGUUAAAGACUAAAGGAAUGAUGUUCAGUUCCGUGGUUCCGACCUCUAUAUUCGAUCAAGAAAGAAGAAAUGAAACGUAGCAACAAAAGAUAAUGAAAUUAUUAGUGAUCCUUUCAUCCCAAAUGAUUGAAAUCGAUGAGAAUUCGAUCUAACAACUCGAUC
This is a messenger RNA of Cucurbita moschata (crookneck pumpkin), 2401 nucleotides long. Its product is annotated as fatty acid amide hydrolase. The record is from RefSeq and is a predicted model, not a curated record. Gene Ontology annotation, biological process: N-acylethanolamine metabolic process. The transcript is spliced from 20 exons. Gene Ontology annotation, molecular function: N-(long-chain-acyl)ethanolamine deacylase activity. The coding region runs from base 425 to 2245 and encodes 606 amino acids. Gene Ontology annotation, cellular component: membrane. NCBI's taxonomy places the organism in Eukaryota, Viridiplantae, Streptophyta, Magnoliopsida, Cucurbitales, Cucurbitaceae.